Tricharina praecox is the source of this 1070-nucleotide messenger RNA. RefSeq lists its product as uncharacterized. The record is from RefSeq and is a predicted model, not a curated record. The transcript is spliced from 3 exons. NCBI's taxonomy places the organism in Eukaryota, Fungi, Ascomycota, Pezizomycetes, Pezizales, Pyronemataceae. The annotation marks the transcript as partial.
GGAGAAUGGAGGUAGAGGGGAGGGGAGGGGAGAGGGGGGAGGGGAGGACAGUCUGGCGAGAGAGGAACGUGCGGUGCAGGCUCAGUAUUCUUCAGCCAUUGGGACUUGUAUAUAAAGUACGCAGUUCUCACCGGUGGGGUGAUAUUCUCCAUCUUGCUACGGAUACCAUUUACGAAUUCCUACAUCUACCAGCUUCCAUUACUCUCUACCUCCUCCUACUACCACCACUACUUCAAUAUGGCCGCCGCACUCCCCGACUACAUGACCGACCCCAACAUCGUCUUGAAAGAUGAUGCCAAGUGGCGAUACAAGAAGGCCCCGGACUACAACCUGACCAACGCCACCUUCGAGACGACCAAGAGCGUAGACUGGGCACCCGACUCUCUCGAGAACCUGAUCCAGAACCUUGUGAAGAACUGGGAGAAAGAGGCGUCGUACAAAGUCGACCCUAAGGAAUGGCGCACGAUUUCCCAGGAGAGCUACAGCUUCCACCUCAACGGCGGACCCGGCAUGAGCGCCGAAGACAUGCUGCAGAUGGGAACCUACAACGCUCUCAUCGGCGAGGAGGGCAUCAAGGGCGUCUACGAGACUAAGGAAAUGGACUUCUCAAAGAGCCACAAGCUCUUCAAGGGCGCCAUGAAGACGUUUAACUGGGAGGUGGUCGAGGUGCUCGGCGCACCGCCAAAGGUCUCCGUCAAGUGGAGGCAUUGGGGUGUGAUGAACGGCAACUACCGAGCCAAGCUGUCCUCUGGCCGAACCGUGACCGCAAAAGCGCACAACAAGAUGAUCGAGAUAUUUGGGCUGACGGUGGCCGAGGUCGACGACCAGUUCCGCAUCAAGUUCCUCGAGACCUUUUGGGAUCCCGCCGACAUGUUCCGCCAGCUCAUCUCCGAAGGGCUCGAGGAGCUCAAGGAGGGAGAGAAGGUCGAGGACGUUCAGGUCGGCGGAGCGUGUCCUGUCGGCGCUCAUAAAUAGUUUUUCUCUUUCUCUCGAGAGGGAGGGUGUGUGUGUGUGUGUGUGUGUGUAUAUAGUGCACAUUUGUAUAUAAAUUUUAUGGAGAUACCUACCUA